AGCGCGGCCAGAGCUGUGCUGAGCGCUGCAAACCACUAUAGCUUGGAAGCGUGAGCUUUUUUUUUUUUUCCCCUCCCUUUAAAAAGUUUUCAGGAAGUCUGGGGGAGGGGCAAUGCUGUUUCUUUUUUGUUAUAAUGGGCCCCUUUGUGGGGAUGGAAGAGGAGAAGAGGUCUGGGUGCCUGCGGUGCGCAGGCUUCGCAGCGCUUCCCAGGGAAAGCUCGCGGCGCUCCUGGCCAGCGCUGGGCCCUGCGCUGCGGGGCAGAGGAGGGGGCCUGCUCCAGCAUGGAGCUGAUGGUGCUGUGCAACGCUCUGGUUACGCGCCUGCUCUUUGUUUUGCACUCUCUCAUCGGGGUCUGGAGGGUGACUGAAGCGAAGAAAGAACCCAAGUACUGGCUGCUGGCACUGCUCAAUCUUCUCCUGUGCCUGGAGACAGGGCUCACCCUCAAGUUUAAACAAGGCAGAGGCUACAAAUGGUUUUCACCAGCAAUAUUUUUAUAUCUGAUUUGCACAGUACCAUCAUUAUGGCUACUAGAAAUUCAUCAUGGGACUCAGUAUUGCAGUAACGAGCCUGGAGCAGUUCAGGUGAAUGUCAGCAACCAGGACUUCAAUCAAUCCAGAGACAGCAGUCACGGAAGCGAGGGAACAGACCACCACAUAAUUCAGACGGCUAAAGUCUUUGUCAAUCAGCUCUCCACAAUCUGUGAGACUGUGUGGACACUGGCCCUCCACCAGACUUUUCUACUGCUGCUAGUAAUUGGGAGAUGGCUUCUCCCCAUUGGGGUUGAGAUCACCCGGGACCAAUUGUCUCAGCUGCUUCUCAUGUUUGUGGGAACAGCAGCAGAUAUACUUGAAUUUGCUAGUGAAACCCUGGACAUCGAAGAUGUACGGAAGAAUUAUGCUCUCAUUAAUGCCAUUCUUGCAGUAUGGACCUGGAGUAUGUUACAGUUUCCACUUGAUCUUGCAGUACAGCAUAUUGGCUGCAAACCAACUCCAUCGGCCAGGCGAAUCCCCAGCCUGCUCUUGUGCAGGUACAGUGCAGAACUGUGGAACAUCGGGGUCAGUCUUUUCAUACAGGAUGGUCCCUUCUUCAUUGUGCGUUCAAUCCUGAUGGGCCACUUCAGGAUAUUCAAUCAGAUGCUGGUGUUCUUUACAGCUAAGAAUAUCUUAGUUGUGACCCUACAAUUGUAUCGUUUAGCAGUGAUAACAUUAGACUUUCGUGCUACCUUGCUGCAGAAGAGCAGGAAAGAAGUCAACUGUUGCCCAUGUGAGCCUUAUGAAGCUUGUGCUCACAAUACUGCCAACCAGGAUACCGAAAUGAAAAAGUGUGUUGCUUUUCCUGCAAAAGAGGAGUCCGAAGCUCCAUCAGAAGAUCAGUGAGUGCAGCUACUGACUCAAAAAAGGUUGUGUUUCCCACAGCUUCUUUGAAAGGGCUUGGUCUAUUUCUAUGAUCAAAUAGACCUUGAGCAUCUUUCUCAUCUCUUCCAUCAAGAGACCAAGGAUUUCUUCGAAAGUAUAGGGGGGAUUUCUGAAGCAAAGUCAUAGAACUGGGACAUUUUAUGUCCUAUUGGAUUUUGGUGGGUUUUGACUAGAUCUCUAUUAUAUUAUCCACAGGGAUUUUGUAGCCAUAGUUUGUAGUAGCAAGAAAGAUUUGGCACACUAACAAAGUUAUCUUUGGUGGUACAGUGCUAACAUAUGUAUUCACACAUAUUCACAUAGAAGGACAAACCUAUCCCGUAAUGGGAAAUAUGGAAGUAUUUAACUGCUUCCAUGGUCGGGCUAUAACAAGAGGGUGGUUAAUGGUAUGUUCUCCAGGAACAGAAAUAACCUCAGAAGUGACAACUGUGCAGACAUGCAAGUGAGCGCAGAUGAUAAAUUUCUACUGUUACUAUGACAUCUAAACAUUGUUCAUUCAAGAAAUGCAGAAAAGGUUUCUUUGAAUGUUACCUCAUCCUUGCCUGGAUUCAGUUAAAAAAAAAACAAAAAAAAACACACUAUGCAACACCAUGAAAUAGCAUGCACAAAAUCUUUUGUUAGGACAUGCAUAGUGUGAAUAAUCUAAGCCUAAGGGGAAAAAAAAGUUAGCCCCACAGAUCAUUAGAAGACAACUGCAUCUGCCACACAGGCAUUUUCUAGAGUUACUUGCCUUUGUGUUUCUACUGCUCAGAAAACAGGUGUAAAGAUCUUUCUCCCCUGCUUCACAGUGUUUACAGUUGAACAAAGGUUUUAAAAAUGUCUCCAUUUUAACUUUUUUUUUUUUUUUUUUAAUGGCCUGGCUCAGGCAUACAAUCUAACUGGAAAGAAAAUGGCACCGCUAGCAUUUGACAAGACAGUCUAGACAAUCUAAAAGGAUUCUGGCUUGUGCUUCGCAUUUCAUAAAGCACCACAAAGUCCCAUGUAAUCAGUUCAGUGAUUGUCUGGUCUAUUUAGUGUUAAGAUUCAUUUUUAAGAAAUGGCUGAUAAUUAUACAUUUACUUCUUUCACAUAUGGAGUGAAUUUUACAUCAGUGUAAAACCACUGACCUUGCUGCGCUUAGUCUUGAAUUACAGAAGCUUAAAGUAAGACAAGUGAUUUAGGAAAGUCUGUGUAAAUAUGCUCACAGGUGCUUCUACAACUUUCUGUAUCAAUUCUGAAAGAAGGCAGAAAAACAUAGUAAAAAAAAAAAAAAAAAAAAAAAAAAAAAAAGAAACAACUAGCAAAUGUAAAGUGACCUAAGACAAGUCUGUUAAAAUUUCCCAAUAAAAUCUUACUUUCUAAAGCCCCAGCUACCUGGAGACAGAAUCUGUUUUGGAGAAUGCAUAAGAGUGUUCCUACCUCCAUUGCAGCAGUCAUACGCUUAUUUAUCAAUAGCCAGAUAAGCAAUGACAUGUUCAUUCUUCAAAAGAUAAAAGUGAACCUAUUUAAAAAUUCCAACCUCCAGACACGUGAACCUCCGUUUAUAUUUGUGAGCUGCUAGACCUUGUGAUCAGGCCCUUCCAUUAUGAAAGCAGAAUAUGGACAAAAAGAAGGCAUGAAAUCUCAUACACCGCUUAGUCCAUUCUACCAUUUACCUUUAGUAAUAACAUGCAACACCUCCUGCUCUUCUCAUUUUGGGCCGCUAUCCAGCAAAAAUAAAAGAAAUUGCUGAUGAUUAUUUGCAAUGCUGUUGUGAGGUGGACAUAUGGAAAGUGUAAUGCAACUUCAUUUGGGAUUUUAAUUUAAGUCUAGAGGUAAAAGACUAGAGUGCUGCUGCCAACCAGCUGUGUUGUCUAAAAACUUUCACACUGAGGUGAAUUCAGAAUUGGCUGGUAGGGCUGUAACACCUCUCUUCCUCUUUGAUGCGAGCCAGGACCACUCACAUUCAUUUUGAGUUUACCACUUGCUGAUAUACUAAUUAUCCUGUUAAAAGGAUCCUUGUAAUUAAUUUGGAGUAUGCUGAGCUUCCUCAAACAUCAUUCCAAAUUCAUGAGCACAAUAAUUGCAGGACAUACUUUUUUUGAACUUACUGUCUAUUUAAAGGCUUAGCUCAGCAACAAACUGCCUACCAGGCUGCUGGCCUGCAGCAAAUCCAAGAUCCCCUGGAGUCAGCAAUAUAGAGACUAGCUAUUGCAGGAGUAUUUUACACAGAACUAUAUUUCCUGGUACUCAGGCUGUUUUGUUUCAAGCACCAGCAAAGUUUCUAUCAGUUUUACUGUGAGAACUCAGGCUGAUGCUAGGUUGUUACUACUGGCUCCCAUCCCCAUUCACUCUCAGACAAAAUAGGCCAGAUCCUCCCCCACGCUUAGGAUAUAAUAAAUUUGGAUUUUCUCCAUCCUCACGAUCACAGACAAAGACAGACUGCUUAAAAGCAGAGGGGGUGUGAGCAGGGAGAGACAAACCAACCAACCACUUCAAUGGUGGGCGGUCCAUCUCCCCAGCUGCAUGCACAGGGGAUCACGUACAAUAAGCAGCAGUGGGACUGACAUGUAGUUCCACGUAAUUCAGGAAGAAGCUUGGAAGUGGCAGUUUCAAAGUCUAGUAGCUCAUGUGUUUGGUCACAGCAAACCUUGGUUGCAAGACCCCUUCACCGCCCUCUUGCAAGUUUCUUGAAAGGGAGGACAGAGGAGCUGUUUUGCCAGCAGGCUGCCCGAGUCUGCCGCAUGGGGAACCACUGUGCCACCCUGCAGCCAGAGACUGGCAUACCUGAAGAACAACUGGUGUCAUGUUUGCUAUUCAGGAAAAGCUGCGAUAACCUUUCAGCCUUGGGAAAAUUCAAGCCUUCAAUAUGGAAUGACUUCAGAACAUCUAUUUUUGCCAUUAUUCACUCUUCCAGGAGAAUUACAUUACCAAAUCCCUUAUGCAAAUUGAUAUGUAACCAUUUACUAUUAUUUAUUCUAGCUGUUCCUGUGCUGUCCUUUUAGGUUACUCCAUCUUAAAGCUCACUAUAAUACUUUACUACUUGUCUCUUCCCAAGCUAAAGUGUAUUCCUCCUUUCAUUUGGACAUCGGCUCAAAUAAGAUCAUAGCCCCAAGCCUGGGAAAAAAAAAAUAUAGUAACAACGAUGAUUUUAUUGUGUUUCUGUUGGUAUUUGUACUGUACUGUGUUCUCUGGGACCACGUGGAAAUAGAAGAAAACGUGCAAUUCCUUUCUAAAAAAUUCCAACUGUAUUUUGCAAAUAAAAGGCAGUUACCUCAGGCAUAGCUGCCAAUUUAUUA
Messenger RNA from Dromaius novaehollandiae (emu), 4670 nucleotides. It is a transcript of the gene TMEM26, whose product is annotated as transmembrane protein 26. Bases 283 to 1377 code for a protein of 364 amino acids. The record is from RefSeq and is a predicted model, not a curated record. Lineage: Eukaryota; Metazoa; Chordata; Aves; Casuariiformes; Dromaiidae. The transcript is spliced from 6 exons.